AAUACGUUGUAUAACCCGGAAGAGACGAGCCGCCGUGCCACGUCACAGUUAUCCGCUAAAGUGUUGCUGGUUGAGUUAACUCGGUGCAAACAAGUACCGUUGACAAUAUGCUGUCGCCGCUGUCUCUUAGUUGUCUGCUGCUUCACUUUUUCGUGGUCUUCGCCACCGAAUUCACGUUUGAGCUUCCCGAUAACGACAAGCUAUGUUUCUACGAGGAGCUGGAGAAGGAUGUCAAGUUUGACAUAGAUUACCAAGUGAUUUCGGGAGGAAACUACGACGUGGACUGUUUUGUGACGGACCCUCUCGAUAACAUCUUGUACAAUGAGAACAAGAAGCAGUACGACAGCUUCUCUCAUACCACCGCCAUGAGGGGGACCUACAGGGUCUGCUUCAGUAACGAAUUCUCCACCUUUUCACACAAGUCCAUCUAUCUGGAUUUCCGACACGGCGACGAGGAUCCUCUCCUUCCCGGCAUGACCAGAGCCACGGCGCUGACUCAUCUGGAAUCAACAUGCGUGUCCAUCCACGAGAUCCUGAAGGUGGUUUCGGAGUCACAGACGUGGUACCGGCUCAGGGAAGCACAUGACCGCAAUAGGGCGGAUCACCUCCACGACCGUGUCACUCUCUGGUCCAUCGGCGAAACGGUCCUGCUGUUUGUCAUCGGCGUGAGUCAAGUCCUGUUGCUCAAGAGCUUUUUCAGUGAUAAGAAAGGCUCGGUGGCGGCGAUGACUUAAAACACGUCUUCUCCAGGAUGCCAGGCGCACAACCAUUGCUUUCUCACAGUCUUACAAAUUGUCUUUUUGUUGGAAAGAGAUACCACUCAGAUUAGUGUUUAAAAUUAGAUUGCUACAGACAGAGAAUUUAUUUUCCGAUACCUCGUCAUAGUAUGACACUGAGAAAUUUGAACUACUCUGGUGGUCGCCUUAAUAGUAUUGUCAUCGUUACUGUAAAAUGAUACCCAAGUUGAAGACGAUAUUUCUUUCAGUGGUCAUUGUUUGUCCUAAUUUAUGUGGGAAAGGUUGUUACAAGGUUAAAACCAUGCAUUUCUGCCUUGCUUUUUCCAUUUCCUAUAAGAGUGAAUGUUUUGUUUGUAGUGUAUGUUGGUGCCUUAUGUUGUUGCUUUGCAUUUGGAGAUUAAAAUCAAUUUCUCAUGCUUCCCUGCCUACCCUCCAACAAACAACCAUCCUAAGCCAAUAUAUGAUACAGAAGGAAAAAAUUGUAUUAUUUAACAUAUUAAAUGUUAUAUUUAAUAGCUAAAACACUUAUAAUAAAUAUGUGAUUAGAACAAUUUGUAUUUGUGUGACUUGUUCCUUAUGUAAUGGAAUCCAAGCAACAAAAAUAACAAUGUAACUUCCCUUUCCUGGCAUUAAAGAAUCAAAUCUCAAGUGUGUUGAAAGGAAGCUUUAAAUAAAAUAUCCAUCCAUAUA
Phyllopteryx taeniolatus (common seadragon) is the source of this 1427-nucleotide messenger RNA. RefSeq names its product transmembrane p24 trafficking protein 3 (gene tmed3). NCBI's taxonomy places the organism in Eukaryota, Metazoa, Chordata, Actinopteri, Syngnathiformes, Syngnathidae. Gene Ontology annotation, cellular component: endoplasmic reticulum-Golgi intermediate compartment; endoplasmic reticulum; COPII-coated ER to Golgi transport vesicle. The record is from RefSeq and is a predicted model, not a curated record. Gene Ontology annotation, biological process: intracellular protein transport; Golgi organization; endoplasmic reticulum to Golgi vesicle-mediated transport. Bases 108 to 734 code for a protein of 208 amino acids. The transcript is spliced from 3 exons.